Staurois parvus is the source of this 293-nucleotide messenger RNA. Lineage: Eukaryota; Metazoa; Chordata; Amphibia; Anura; Ranidae. The record is from the annotation of a GenBank genome assembly.
UUAAAAAAAAAAAAAAAUAGUUUGUUCAAUCGGCCGACGUUACCACCAACGUUAAAAAAAAAAAAAAUCGGAAAUCGGCCAAUUUUCGUCCCGUCUGCAGCCGGCAUUUAAUUACUUCUGUCCCUGCAGAGAGCUCCGCUAUUAUAUUUGACAUGAAAAAGUCUUGCGGUUGCAACAAUGUAUCCAUUUGUAUUCAUUCCGGUAAAGGUGCGAAAAUCAGCCGAUUUUUUUUUUUUUUUUGGCCGAUCUUCGACCCGUCUAUGGCCUGCAUAAGUCCCUACAAUAUUAAUAAA